Molecule: messenger RNA, 742 nt
Organism: Hippocampus zosterae (dwarf seahorse)
Lineage: Eukaryota; Metazoa; Chordata; Actinopteri; Syngnathiformes; Syngnathidae
Product: metalloproteinase inhibitor 2-like
Exons: 5
Coding region: 46-666 (206 amino acids)
Biological process (GO): negative regulation of membrane protein ectodomain proteolysis; negative regulation of endopeptidase activity
Cellular component (GO): extracellular matrix
Molecular function (GO): protease binding; metalloendopeptidase inhibitor activity
Source: RefSeq, a predicted model, not a curated record
CAACAAACACAAAAACGGGUCUUUGAGUUUGUGACAAGGUCAACGAUGAGCUUGAAAAUUUUUGUGCUGUUGCUGCUGUGCUUGUGGGGGCUCCAGGAAGAAGGAGCGCAAGCCUGCAGCUGCUUCCCGAUGCAUCCGCAGCAGUUGUAUUGCCAAACUGAUGUCACCGUGAUCAAGGCGAAGGUGGUUGGAGUGACGCCUGGCGGCCAAAGAAGUCUCACAAAGUAUGACAUCAAACUCAUGAAGACCUUCAAGGGUGCUGAAAAGCUCUUUACUGCCGUUCACACCGGACCCAACUCUGCAGCGUGUGGAGUCACUCUGACCAAGGGUGUUGAAUAUCUACUCACGGGCAGACUGCAGUCUGAUGGAUCUCUGCACAUCCACCUGUGUGACAUCCAUCAGCCGUGGAAGGACUUGAGCAUCAUGCGAAAGCACCUGUUGUACCACUACGGAGAGGGAUGCGAUUGCACGAUCAAGUCCUGCAUCUCCUUCCCGUGCUGCAUGACCAGUCUGACUGAAUGCCUGUGGACAGACUUCCUGCCGGGCAAGUUGGGCAAUCGUGACCAGGCCCAAAACUAUGCUUGCGUCAAGAAAAGCGACGGCUGUUGUGCCUGGGACAGGCCUGCUAUCGAUCAGCCAAAUGGAUACCCAGGCCUGAAAGGCUAAUAAUGAAAAAUUAAAAAAAAAAUCACAUUUUUCUUUUCCUGCAUGGUUAUUAAACACUGGCUGAAUUGUGGACAAA